Mus pahari (shrew mouse) is the source of this 2684-nucleotide messenger RNA. RefSeq names its product cell division cycle associated 7 like (gene Cdca7l). The transcript is spliced from 10 exons. The record is from RefSeq and is a predicted model, not a curated record. Gene Ontology annotation, biological process: regulation of DNA-templated transcription. Gene Ontology annotation, cellular component: nucleus. Lineage: Eukaryota; Metazoa; Chordata; Mammalia; Rodentia; Muridae. Bases 78 to 1394 code for a protein of 438 amino acids.
CGCGCGCUGCGUGCUCGGGGCCGCGCCAGCCCGGGUGGCCGCGUGCAGGGCGCAGGGAAGUGAGCCCAGCAGGGAAGAUGGAGCUGGCCACGCGCUCCCAGAUCCCCAAAGAAGUAGCUGACAUCUUCAAUGCUCCCAGUGAUGAUGAAGAGUUUAUGGGUUUCCAGGAGGAUGUUCCCAUGGAAAACCUGUCAGAGAGCUGUGGUAGUUUGGACUCACUGGAGUUGGAGAAACAGCAGAAUGUGUGCUUCCAUUCCAAAUACUUAACAGAAGAACUAAGAAGGAUUUUCAAAGAGGACACGGACUCAGAAAUGGAAGAUUUUGAAGGAUUUACGGAGAGCGAGCUGAACAUGAGCAGUAACCCAGAGCUCAUGGAGUCGGAGCUGAGCGACAGUGACAAAGCAUACUCCAUGAUGAGUGAUGCAGAGGAAGAUGAUGAAGAGGAGGCUACACCUAGAAGAGGCAGGUCCACAAGAAGAAGCAGUUUUGGUCUUCGGGUAGCCUUUCAGUUCCCCACCAAAAAAUUGGCAAAAACACCGGAUAAAAAUGGCUUACACUUGCUGAACAGUAAGACGGAUCUUAGAAGAGAGAAGAGCUCCAGACAGCCCAAGGAAAAGGACGACUCUGCUUCUGACGCUGAGGACGAGUCCAGAGCUGAGAGCCAGGGGAAUUCAGAUGCUCUGCUGAAAAGGGCCAUGAACAUCAAAGAGAACAAGGCUAUGCUUGCUCAGUUGUUGGCAGAAUUGAAUUCGGUGCCAGAUUUCUUCCCUGUUCGGACGCCACCUUCGGCUUCUAGGAGGAGAACACCACGACGGGCCUUCUCAGAGGGACAGAUCACACGGCGCAUGAACCCAACCCGGAGCGCACGACCCCCAGAAAAGUUUGCUCUGGAAAACUUUACCUUCUCAGCCACCAAGCUUACUGAAGAGCUUUACAGUUUCAGAAGAAGAAAGACAAUCAGUGGGGGGAAAUGCCAGAAGUAUAGACGUCACCGAAUAUCUUCUUUCCGCUCAGUGAAAGACAUUACUGAGGAAGACUUGGAAAACAUUGCCAUAACUGUGCGUGAUAAAGUCUAUGAUAAAGUGCUUGGUAACACGUGCCAUCAGUGCCGGCAGAAGACCAUCGAUACCAAGACGGUCUGUCGGAACCAGAGCUGUGGCGGUGUGCGGGGACAGUUCUGUGGGCCUUGCCUGCGGAAUCGCUAUGGGGAGGAUGUGCGGACAGCGUUGCUGGAUCCGGAGUGGACAUGUCCUCCCUGCCGUGGCAUCUGCAAUUGCAGUUACUGCCGGAGGCGAGAUGGUCGCUGUGCUACUGGAAUUCUCAUUCAUCUGGCCAAGUUCUACGGUUAUGAUAAUGUCAAGGAGUACCUGGAGAGCUUACAGAAGAAGCUGUAGAAGGCAGUCGAGACGAGAGGGAUCGCUCGAACUUACCAGGCGGAGUCCCACAAGAUGAGUCUGCUCUUCGUGCCAGCCUUAGACGCUUGUUUUCUAGAAUUUACUGGUUCUACUGCUGUUGUUUAUAAAAGAUGUUUAUAUGCUUAAAAAGGUUUCUCAGGAAAAAUAGUAAAGCAGAAAUCUGUAUCCGUACCUGCAUAGACCUGUAUUGUGACAAGUAUCUGCUGAAGAUUUAAAAGCACAGUUUGAGUGGGGCAGAGUUAAUGCUCAGGUAAGUUAUAAAGAAGACCUUGUCUGACAGCUCUCGCCUUUGAUGCUCAGCUUCCCCACGGUCACUCCCUUCCUGCAGAGGCUGUUGCUUGCCUCCCGAGUGACCAUAGCUCAAACCUGAUAGUUUAUCCUGCUCUGGAUGUUAAAUUCUGGGUCAUUAGAAAUUUAUAUUGAAGAAUGUUACUCUAAACUCCCAAGUGCAAUUAACCACACACUGUGAGUAAGGUGUCCUUUUUAUUAAGGGACAACAGAAACAGACACUGGAGGCCUCACUGUGCUUGCCUCUUCCUUCAGGACCUGCCUGGAGCCUGCUGCUUCUUAUAGAACUCUCACUGCAUUGUUUCCAAGACUUAGGGAUACAACAUAAGCCAUGGUGUUUUGAAUGGGUGUUGGGGGAAGCUAAAAUCAAUAAGUAUUCAUCCCUUAUAGGUGUUUGGGCCUUGUGUACUGUGAUUACUCACCCUCUCUAACAAAAGAAUGUAUACACCUGUUACUAAAACAUGCUCGCUGUGUCUGGCUGAAACCAGAGGAACAUGAGCUAUAGUACCAAGGAUGUUCAUGCUUCCAGCAAUAGAGCCACACCUGCCAGUACCCACUUAGCUAUCCUGUCUUUACUCCUUAGCCUGAACGUCCACACAUAGGUGGGGCCUCUUGCUUUGGUUUUGUAAACGGGGCACUCAUAGGCAUACUUAAUUUCUUGUCUGUCCAUGGGCACGGCUUUGGCAAAGAUGACGGGCAUCGUGGACGUUAACUCCUUAAGGCGUGCAUCAACAAGGGCUCCUGAUUGGAUGUCCCACCUGGCACCUGUGGCAGAGACAACAGUUGUGUAACUGGCAUGCCAGUUCUGAUGCUCUAAUUGUUCCAUGCAAUAAAUGUUCCACUUUUACCACGUUGUCACCUGUCUGUGGCAUCCUUGUGCAGUUUGAGAUGUUUAAUUAAUGGUUUAACUGCUUUAUAAGAUCAAAUUCCCAUGAAAGAAACACACAGCUCUCUUAACAUCCUUUCCCACUGCACUUAACA